AUGGCUGCAGCAUCACAAGAUUCAGAAUAUGAGGAGAAUUUAGAUUUGGAUGACAUAGAUUCUGUAAUUGAUAAUGUUCAAAAGACUGAUGAAGGAAGUGAUGACGAUGAAGGAGAGUAUGAUGGUUUAUUAGGGCCUGAUUUUAGUAAACUUCCACCUCAUGCAUGCAGAUAUUGUGGAAUCCAUAAUGUAGAUCAAGUUUUACAAUGUUCAACUUGUGAAAAAUGGUUUUGUAACGGAAAAGGAAUAACAACUGGAGCUCAUAUAUUACAACAUAUGAUUCGUGCUCAACAUAGAGAAAUAAAUUUUCAUAAAGAUGCAGAACUUGGUGAUUCAGUACUUGAAUGUUAUCAAUGUGGUAUUAAAAAUAUAUUUCUAUUAGGUUUUGUACCAGCAAAGAAUGAUAAUGUUAUUGUUGUUCUUUGUCGUAAUUGUAGCUCUAUGGCAACAAAAAGUGCUAAUUGGUGUGCUGAUGAAUGGCAUUGUUUAAUUGAAGAAAGAUCACUAUUACCAUGGAUUGCUAAAGUUCCUUCAGUAAAAGAACGUAUGAAAGCCUUUCGUAUAACAACUGCACAAAUUAAAGCUUUGGAAGAAUUAUGGAGAGUAAACCCAAGUGCAGAUAUAUCAGACUUACAUAAACCUGGUUUAGAUGAAGCUGUGGAACCAGUACAAAGGACGUAUAAAGAUGCUUAUAAUUACAGACGAAUUCUUGCACCAUUAAUUCGUCUUGAAGCUGACUAUGACAAGGCUGCUAAAGAAGCAUUGAAACCAACUGUUUCUAAUGUCAAAUGGGAUUAUGCUAAGAAUAAGAAAAUAUUGGCAACAUUUCAAAUUCAAGAAUUACUUACAUCUGGAAUUAAAUUAAUGAUUGGUGAUGAAUUAAAACUUAAGCAUAAUCAAACAUUACUUGGAACAACAUGGGAAUGUCAUGGGCAUUUAAUUAAAGUUCCAGAUCACCAUAGUGAAGAUUUUGUUCUUGAAUUUGAUGAGUCUUUUCAAUUACCAUCUGCUAAAAGGAUUAUUUAUACUGUUGAAUUUAUUUGGAAUGCAACAUCAUAUACUAGAAUGUAUAAUGCACUUGAUACACUAGCUCAAAAACCUAAUUGUGUUUCUCCUUAUAUUUAUGAUAAAUUAAUGGGUCAUCCAACAAGUGAAGUUCUUUUGAAUGUCAAAUUACCUAAAUCUUUUAAUGUUCCAGGACUACCUGAUUUAAAUCAUUCACAAGUUAAUGCAGUAAGACAAGCUUUACGUAAACAAUUAACACUUAUACAAGGUCCUCCAGGAACAGGUAAAACUGUUUGUUCUGCAAAUUUAAUUUAUCAUUUGGUACAUCAAAGGAAGGGAAAAAUUUUAGUUUGUGCUCCUUCAAAUAUUGCUGUUGAUCAGUUAGCAGAAAAGUUACAUCAAGCAAAAUUAAAAGUUGUGAGGCUUUGUGCCAAAGGUAGAGAAGAUGUUCAGUCACCAGUUGCUUUUCUUUCAUUGCAUAAUCAAUUGAAAACUUUGACACAGGAUACAGAUCUUCAAACAUUAUUAAAAAUGAAAGAGGAAGGUGGUGGUUUAUCGGCUGCUGAUGAAAGUCGUUUGAAAGCUAUUAUUAAGGCAAAAGAAAUUGUUUUACUUUCUAGAGCUGAUGUUAUUUGUUGUACUUGUGUAUGUGCUGCUGAUUCGAGAAUUUCUUUCCUUAAAUUUAAAUCAGUUCUUAUUGAUGAAUGUUCUCAAGCUACAGAACCAGAAAUUAUGGUAUCAGUUGUAAGAGCUAGAAGUAAACUUAUUCUUGUUGGGGAUCAUUGCCAAUUAGGACCUGUUGUUAUGUGUGAAAAGGCAAAUGCAGCAGGAUUUUCUCAAACAUUAUUUGAACGCCUUAUGUUAAACGGAAAUGUUCCAAUUCGCCUUCAAGUACAAUAUAGAAUGCAUCCAGCUAUGUCAGCAUUCCCUAGUAAUGUUUUUUAUGAAGGUUCUCUUCAGAACGGUGUUACAUCAUCAGACCGUAUACUUUCAAAUCUUACUUUCCAAUGGCCCGUACCAAAUAAACCAAUUAUCUUUUGGCAUACUGAUGGUACUGAAGAAUUAUCUCCAACCGGUACUUCCUACCUUAAUCGUGCUGAAGCUAUCAAUGUUGAAUUACUUGCUACAAUGUUUUUAAAUUCUGGUGUUAAACCUGAACAAAUUGGUAUCAUUACUCCAUAUGGUGGUCAGAGAGCUUAUAUUGUACAACAUAUGCAUUCUUGUGGAACAUUACACUAUAAAUUGUACAAUGAAAUUGAAGUUGCUAAUGUUGAUGCUUUUCAAGGAAGAGAAAAAGAUUUAAUAAUUGUAUCUUGUGUACGAUCUAAUGAAAAUAAUGGAAUUGGUUUUCUUUCUGAUCCUAGACGUUUAAAUGUUGCUUUAACAAGAUCGAAAUAUGGCUUAGUCAUUAUUGGAAAUGCCAAAGUUCUAUCUAAAAAUAUAUUAUGGAAUCAUUUGCUACUUAAUUAUCGUGAACAAGGUUGUUUUAUGGAUGGACAUAUAAAUAAUCUUAGACCAUCACAAAUUCCUUUACCAAAAGAAAGAUCUUUAAUAGAAUUUUUUAAGAAACAUACAAGAUUUGUCUCACCAGCCUUAUCUAUGACAGAACCUGUCAAAUUACAAACUGUCGAUUUAACAAAAACUUAUCCAACAGGAAUGCAGAAUCCAAAUUCAUUUAUAUUUCAAAAUACUCACCCAAGUGGGGCAUAUCAACCUUUUACCUUUAGGCAACCGGUACUUGGUCAAGCAAAUGGAUUUCAAAAUGCUAUUCAACCUCAAUAUGAAAGUACUCGUCAAGGAGUUACCAAAAAAAAUAAAAAUAAUUCUAGAAGUGGAUCUAGUUACAAUCAACGUGGAAACGAUGUAUUAUCCCAGGAAAUGGAAUUUGGUACACUUCAUAGUCAAGAAAUGAGUCAAACAUCUAUAUCAUUUAGUAGGAUGUCUGAAUCACAGAUGUCAGCUCCUUAUGACAUUGAACCAAAUAUGUCACAAAUUGCUAAAGAUUUGAAUGGAUUAAUGUUAUCAGAAGAUUCAAAAAUUUAA
This is a messenger RNA of Strongyloides ratti, 3048 nucleotides long. RefSeq names its product Regulator of nonsense transcripts 1. Gene Ontology annotation, cellular component: cytoplasm. Gene Ontology annotation, biological process: nuclear-transcribed mRNA catabolic process, nonsense-mediated decay. Gene Ontology annotation, molecular function: zinc ion binding; RNA helicase activity; RNA binding. The coding region runs from base 1 to 3048 and encodes 1015 amino acids. The transcript is spliced from 2 exons. NCBI's taxonomy places the organism in Eukaryota, Metazoa, Nematoda, Chromadorea, Rhabditida, Strongyloididae. The record is from RefSeq and is a predicted model, not a curated record.